AUGGACAUGGCGGAGGCCAGGCAUUGCCGCUGUUCUGCCACCUUACUCGCGACGUCCUUCCUCUCCCUCGCCAUGAUCCUAUGUGUGGUGUGGUCGCCUCCCAUGGCGGCCGCCGCCCAGGAGAUGAAGUCCAUCAACGCCGGCCCGAGGGUCGUGCCGGUGCGGCUGCGCCGGCCGGCGUUCGGCCCGGAGAGCCUCGCCUUCGACCACCACGGUGUCGGCCCGUACACCGGCGUCUCCAACGGCCGGAUCCUCCGCUGGAGCGGCAGCGGCCGCCGCCGCCCCGGCUGGACCGAGUUCGCCCACAACUACAAGCACAAGACGGUGCCGGAGUGCGCGGCGAAGAAGAAGCUGGCGGAGACGGAGAGCGCAUGCGGGCGGCCGCUGGGCCUGCAGUUCCACCGCAAGACCGGCGACAUGUACAUCGCCGACGCCUACCUGGGGCUCAUGCGGGUGGGGCGGCGCGGCGGGCUGGCGGAGGUGGUGGCCACGGAGGCCGCCGGCGUGCCCUUCAACUUCCUCAACGGGGUCGACGUCGACCAGGAGACCGGCGACGUCUACUUCACGGACAGCAGCACCGCCUACCAACGGAGCGACUACCUCCUGGUGGUGGUGAGCGGUGACGCGACGGGCCGGCUGAUGCGCUACGACCCGCGGACGGGCAACGUCACCGUGCUCAGCUCCGGCCUCACCUUCCCCAACGGCGUGGCGCUCAGCGCCGACCGCACGCACCUCGUCGUGGCCGAGACGUCAUCGUGCAAGCUGCUCCGGCACUGGCUGCGCGGCCCCGCGGCUGGUAAGACGGAGGUGCUCGCCGAGCUGCCGGGCUACCCGGACAACGUCCGCCCCGACGGAGCCGGCCGGGGCGGGUACUGGGUGGGUCUCAACCGGGACAAGGACUGGGCCGACACCGGGACCACGCCCAACUCCAUAAGCGCCGUCAGGGUAGUCGUCGCCGGCGGCCGGAACGGCACGGUGGCCGCGGCGCUUCGGGGGUUUGGCGACGUCACGGUGAGCGAGGUGGUGCAGCGGAACGGGUCGCUGUGGAUCGGCUCCGUCGAGACGCCCUACGUCGGCCUCUUCAAGUUCGCCUCUCUAACACACGCCUAGCAGCGUCGCAAGCUUGUUAUUCAUGUUCCCGCCAACGAAACGUCAGUCAGUUCAUGUUGUGAAGCAGUAGAGACUAGUGCGUGCGUCUGAGCGCUCGUGUAGACUCAACUUGUGUACAGUACUUGUGUUUUCUAUGUUGCUAUAUAUAUGUGUUUACUCAACCAAAGUAUUAACACUCCAUUUUA
Messenger RNA from Lolium rigidum, 1295 nucleotides. RefSeq names its product protein STRICTOSIDINE SYNTHASE-LIKE 10-like. Gene Ontology annotation, biological process: biosynthetic process. Lineage: Eukaryota; Viridiplantae; Streptophyta; Magnoliopsida; Poales; Poaceae. The transcript is spliced from 3 exons. Bases 1 to 1110 code for a protein of 369 amino acids. Gene Ontology annotation, molecular function: strictosidine synthase activity. The record is from RefSeq and is a predicted model, not a curated record.